This is a messenger RNA of Paramecium tetraurelia, 1713 nucleotides long. RefSeq lists its product as uncharacterized. NCBI's taxonomy places the organism in Eukaryota, Ciliophora, Oligohymenophorea, Peniculida, Parameciidae. The transcript is spliced from 4 exons. The record is from RefSeq and is a predicted model, not a curated record.
AUGAAUGAAUUAUAAUUCCUUUAAUAUAGAUAUUAAUUGAGAAUAAGAGAAUAAAAGUCAGCAAAAGACUUAUGGCUUUCAACCUAUUGCUGCUUUUUGUAUAUGCUACUAAAAGCAUUCAAUAUUACGGGGAAGAUGGCAAUGGUGCAACUUUAUGAUUUCAUUUAUUCAACCAAUUUUCCAUUAGAUCCUGAUCCAGGACUAGUAAGUUUUGGAAAUAUUUAAUGGUUUUGUUACGAAAUGGCUGCUCCUUUUAGUUUACCUAUGAUUCCAAUGCUCUUAUAAAAAGUGCAGUUCAGAUACAUAUUUUUCUUUUCCUCAUUUGGAUCUAUUUUGUUCAUUUUCCCCCUUUAAUUUGCAACGAUUUGUAAGGAUUCUCAAGUGUCAAUCUGCAAUAUCUAUGUUAUGUGGACUUUUACUAUAGUGUUUUCAUUUAUUUCAGGAUUUAGUAAGACUUUGCUGCUUUUUUCGAUGCUGUAUUAUUUGUCUAAUUUGGCUGGUGGUCGAGAGAAGAUUAUUUACUACAGUUCAUUCUAUUUUAUACAUCAAUUUUAAUGGUUGAUAGGUAGUCUGAUAGGAAAUUUGCUGGUUCAUUUUUGCAGCAGAGGGUCAUUAGUAGAAACAUUAAAGCAUGUUUAUAUUAUAUUGAUAGUCAGUUCUUUGUUUUUAUGUAUGUUAUUCUUAACGAUUCCGGAUGAAAAAAAGAAAUCUAAAUUUAAAAAGUUUAACAAAAUAAUCACCUAAUUGCUCAUUCAAAAUGGAAAGGAGAACCAGAAGGUUUUGAGGUUGGAACUAUAAAAAAUGAAUUAGAAAAACCAAACUAAUUAAUUAUACAAUAAGCUGAUUGAUGGGGAGGCUGAGGCUGAGGCUGAUGAAAAAAAUAAGAUUAAAUAAAUUAUGGAUUCAUAGGUGUAAAUGAUGCAGACUUAACAGUUUUUUACAAUUCAAAGUUUUUCAUAUGAGGAAAAUAAUCUACAGGACAUUCUAUCAGAAAAACCAAAGUCAUCUGAAGAUUUGAAUUGGAUUUAUGCUAGUUAAAAGACAAUAUCAAUUGAGGAAUAUGUCAAAAAUAACUACUUUGGGAAUUUAUAUCUAACCUUAUCUGUUCUAUGUUUAGAUGGAUUCUAUAAUUUCAUAAUAUUGAUUUUCAAUGUUGGAAGUAUGCUGUCCUUUUUAUUGUUGUAAUUGCCUAAUCUAUUGACAAUAAAUUCAGUAUUGGAUCCAGAAGUCAGAGCCGCUACAAUAUAUGAAGGAUUUCUGUAUGUUGGGAUAGGUCAGAUUUUUGGAUGCUUUUAUAUGGGGUUGUUUGGAGACUUCUCUUAAAAAAUUACGUAAGGAAUUUUGUAAUAAAAUAGAGGACUAUAUUAUAUCCUUGGAGUAUAUCAGUUGGGUUGCUUUUUGGCCUGGGGAAUCUACAUCUUUUAAAUAGACUUUUUAAUAUUUUCAAUGUCAUUCAUCUUGGGAUUUACUUGUUCAGCCAUGAUGUCAACUACAAUAUCAUUUUAGAUAGUUUAUUUUCAUAAAUUCAUCUACUCAGUAGAUUUGAUGUAUAUAAUUUUCAGUUUCUCUUUCUCCGUCACCUCCAUAUUAUAUAUUAUUACUAACUUUUUCGGAAAAUUUAAUGGUUUGAUACUGCUAUAGAUUUCAGGGAUAAUGGGAUUAUUAUCCAUUUGGAGGAUACAUAAAAAAUUGAAGGCAAAAUUGAAUAAAUGA